AUUCAGUCCAAUUAGAAGAUAUCGGUGGACGGUCGUGUGAUCAUGACCACGAAGGAAGAUGUAACAACCUUCGAGGCAGCUUUGGAGAGAACUGGAAAUGGACUUUACAACAUUUUGCUCGUGGCUACGUGCGGGCUGAUACUUCUUGGUAUCGGUGCUGAUCUGUUUGGGUUUAGUCUCGUGGUAGCUGCUGCCUGCGACCUCAAUUUAUCAGUCAGUCAGAAAGGCAUUCUCACUUCUUUACCCUUCAUUGGCAUUCUUCUUGUGUCGUAUCCGUGGGGUUACGUGGCAGAUACGCGCGGACGCCGGUUCGUUCUCAUAGUGUCUGUCCUGACGGCAUUUGUUUUGUCCUGCCUCGCUAGUCUUGCCACUAAUUGGAUACUACUCGGCCUGAUCAAGUUCGUGUCUGUUUGCUUCUCCUGCGCAGCAAACUCGGCAACGUACACACUAGUGGGGGAAUCCUGUAUUGCACGCGUUCGUAGCAAGUACAUGCUUAUAAUCACAUGUCUUAUUAUUGUUUCACCAGCAGUCGCAGCCAUACUUACAUACCCAACACUUCUGCUCUCGUUCAAGUGGAACGUACCAUUAUUGGGAAUUUCAUUCACACCGUGGCGAUUUUUAAACAUCGUUCUGGCAAUACCGGCUGGAUUAGGAGGGUUGGCCAUAUGCUUCUUUAACGAAUCACCAAAGUUCCUUGCAAAUUGUGGGCGGAAAGAGGAAGCAGUUUCUGUAUUGAAAUCGAUUUAUAGGAUAAAUCACGGAAAGAAUAAACAUGAUUUGCAGCUAUCAACCUUAGUGAUAGAGGAUGUCGCCUCAAAAACGGAUAAGUCUCUCUUCCGCGCCAUGCAAGAGCAAAGCUCCCCUCUAUUCAAGCCGCCUCUUCUAUUGCGGACCGUGCAACUCUACUUCAUUGUCUUCGUCGUGUACAUGACUAACAAUAGUUUCCUCGUGUGGCUCCCAUAUAUUCUGAACCUUGUGAGAGCUUCCUUGGAGAAGACCAGCGAUUUUAACAAUCUCUGUGAGCUGAUAUCAACACAUUCCAGCAAUAAAACAUAUAUGCAUGAUAACUCGACUGAGGGUCCACCGUGUCUUGGCCACAUAGAGGAGAACAUAAUCUUCACUCUCGUCAUCUCACAGUUCACUUUUUCGUUUCUGAACUUCGUGAUAUCCUACCUGAUGAAAUGGAGACGGCUGGUUCUCCUAAGUAUAUUAAGCCUAUCAACCCUAAGUGGAUUGCUGAUCAGUUUUAUGCCAGAACCAAUAUCCAGUGUAGUAUUAUUUAUGAUGUUCACAUGUACCAAUUUGGGUAUGGGCAUUUUGGCAUCGUACUUCGUGGAUCUAUACCCUACGUCUUGUAGGGGAAUGGCCACCUGCCUCAGUAUAAUGGUUGGAAGAACCAGUAGUUUUAUUGGUAUCAAUAUCGUCGGGAACACAAUUUUUACACAUUGUGAAGUAACUUUCUACCUCUGGGCUCUAUUGGUCUUAAGCAGCGUUCUCGUGGCGUGGUUUCUUCCGCCAGACAAAGUCAAAGAAAUUCCCAGUUAAAAUUUUAAUCCUAAGUAGACAUAUUUUAUAACUAGAACAAUUUCGUGUAUGAAGCGUUGACGUCUGACUUUUUUAUUCAAACUAAUACAAUUUUGGGUUGAGGUAAUGAAGUGGUACGUCUAUGUGCACGCCAGUCUAAUGGCCUGUUCUUCAUGAAAAGAGACUCAUGUAUAACUCAACCUAACAAGUUGCAAGAGGUGAAUUAAAUUUUACUGUAAUAGAACGAAUGAAAUUGACAUAUUGGAAUAUAUGAAGUUACUCUACUUUUUCCAAUGUAGACAAUAAAUAUUAGCACUUUGAAACUUAUAAAAAGAAGUAUAUAAGGGCUAAAUUAUAUAUUUAGUCAGUAUUCAAGUGUAAUUUAAGCACGAUAAUAUUAGAUU
Pieris napi is the source of this 1928-nucleotide messenger RNA. RefSeq names its product organic cation/carnitine transporter 7-like. Gene Ontology annotation, molecular function: transmembrane transporter activity. NCBI's taxonomy places the organism in Eukaryota, Metazoa, Arthropoda, Insecta, Lepidoptera, Pieridae. The coding region runs from base 43 to 1545 and encodes 500 amino acids. Gene Ontology annotation, biological process: transmembrane transport. The transcript is spliced from 10 exons. The record is from RefSeq and is a predicted model, not a curated record.